Messenger RNA from Loxodonta africana (African savanna elephant), 9599 nucleotides. RefSeq names its product coiled-coil domain containing 141 (gene CCDC141). Lineage: Eukaryota; Metazoa; Chordata; Mammalia; Proboscidea; Elephantidae. The transcript has 24 exons. Bases 900 to 5498 code for a protein of 1532 amino acids. The record is from RefSeq and is a predicted model, not a curated record.
GGGUUAAUCCACGAUCUUGGGCUCUGACUUGAAGCUGGCUAUAAUUCCCUGCAGGGGGGAAAAGUCCAAACCUGAAGUACAGUGUUAACUUUUAAUCAAACAAAAGACAUUUUCUUGCUACAAUUAAAAGGUAACAGUGAAGCAUUAGUGAUUGUGAUACUGAAUUGGAAAACACUUUUCAAUAGAGCACAGUGUAACGAAGAAAUACUAUAAUGAUAUAUUUAUUUAUAAACAUUGGUUGGAGUUUUUUUUUUUUUAAUCCCUUCCCUAAGAAAACUGAGACUCCAAGAAAAUGUGACUAUUCCAUAUAAACUUCAUUUGGCAGAAGGCAGUACAUUUUAGAAAAGCAGAUUCAUCUAAAAAUGUAUUUCAAGCAAUUUUGUGACUUAACCCCCAAAUGCCAGAACUUCUUUUUAAAGUACGUUUCUGGUGGUUUUGCUUUGCAUGAGAGAAACUUUAAAACACUUGAAAAGAUUGAUUUCCAGACUUGCUGGAUUUAAAGUUUAUAGUUAUAACUGUACAGUUUCAAUGGCAAAACUAAUUUGGGGGUCAGGAUGUAAACAUUUGUUUUCAUUUUCUAUCACACAUCAAAUGAGAGGCAGAAAGCUCAAAGCUGUCCUCCACGUUUAAGAUAAUGGCAAAAAUAACAGGCAGCUUAGCGUUACCAUACUAGGGGUGUGUCAAUUCUCUCCCGUGCUCUCUGCUCUCGCUUAUGAUAAACUCAAUGGGGCUGUCUAUUUUUAACCUCCUGUUCUUUCCUUUUGGCAGAGUAAUCAGUGCAAGCUGAGCUCUUUCCCUGAAUGAAUCCAAGUAACCCUGAUGGUCGCUUUCUGAAAUGACCAGCAGACACACAUCUGUACAGAAGCUGCCCAAAGUAUAAACUCUGAUUGUAAAGUACCAUGUCCGGCCAAGGAAGUCCUGGUGUGGAGCUUUCUACAACAACAGUCAGUUCAGUAGCUGUGCAGGCUGGGGACUCCAAAAUCGUUAUAGCUGUCAUAAAGUGUGGCAAAUGGAUACAACUUCAACUGGCUGAAUCACAGCCCAAUCUUCUAGAAAUUGGUAGCAGUCAAGAUGAAACCAGAAAACUUCUUCAUGAUCAUGAACUUCUUUUGGCCAAGCUCAAGGCUUUGGAAGAUCAAGUAUGGGGACUGUUGCAGGAAGCAGAUAAGACAGCUGAAGAGAACAAGGAUCAAAGUCAGGUCUACGAUGCCAUGGCCAACACCCUGGGUGAAGCAUGGGCAGCCCUGGUCUCCAUGCUUGAAAGAAGACAGGAGCUCCUCAGGUUGACCUCUGAAUUUUUUGAAAAUGCCUUAGAGUUUGCUACUAAAAUAGACCAAGCUGAGGAUUUCCUCCAGAACACUCAGGAGUCUGAGAGUGCUGAACCCUUAAGAUCACUUCUUCAGCUCCACGAACAUCAUAGCAAAGAACUCUUAGAACGAUCUCUAGCCCUUCUAAACAAAAGUCAACAACUCACUGAAUUCAUAGAAAAAUUCGUAUGUGAAGGGCCUAAUGUAAAUCCCGAGUUGAUUCAGGGAGCUCAUAGCAGCUGCCUGAAGAUCGACAGCCUUCUUGAACUCCUACAAGACAGGAGAAGGCAAUUAGACAAGUACCUGAAGCAACAGCGGCAGGAAUUGGAGCAGGUUCUGCAGAUAUGUCAGUGGGACCAGCAAGAAAACCAGGUGACUUGUUGGUUUCAGAAAACCAUAAGAGACUUACAACAACAACAUCUAGGUUCAUCACUUUCAGACAAUGAGGAGCUAAUUCGUAAGCAUAAGGAACUGAUGAUUAAAGCAAAGGAAUGGAAUUCUGCUGUUGAGAGGAUGAAGAGUGAGGGACUUGGGAUUCUGCUGUCAAAGGACUAUGUGGAGAAAGAACAUCUACAGCUUUCUAACCAGAAACUCAGUCAGCUCCAGGAAGAACUUGGUCAGCUUAUGGCGGAAAGGGAAACCUGGUUAAAAAAGGCAAAUGAUUUUUUUAGCAGUGCCAACAAGGCAUUUGAUGUACUUGGAAGAGUCGAAGCUUACCUUAAGCUCCUUAAAUCAGAAGGUUUAAGUCUGCCUGUCUUGGCAGCGAGGCACGAGGAAUUACACAGAGAAAUUAAAGACUGCACAGCUGAGGCUUUGCAGAAGGGGCGAGCUUUAAUCAGCGAAGUAGACUCCUGCAGCUCUCGGGUGACCGGGAUCCGUGAGAUGAUAGGAUGCAUUCAGAGUCGAGUGGAUCAUCUGACCGAACAGUGUUCAGCACACAAGGAGUUCGCUCUAAAGAAACAGCAAUUAAUAGCCUCAGUGGAGGGUUACCUAAGGAAGGUGGAAAUUACAAUUCAGAAAAUCAGUCCAGUACUUUCCAAUCCAAUAGAUGUCAGUUCCAGUCUGUCUGAAUCAAAGAAGAUUUUGAGUAAAUAUCUGGAACUGGAUAUCCAAACUAAGGAAACAUCACAUGAAUUAGAAGCAGCGGCAAAAAUCAUGACAGAGAAAAGUGAAUUUGGACCUGACGAAGUGGCAUCACUUUCUUCUCAAGCUAAAUGGCUAGAGGAAGAAUUAAAAAUACUUGGCCAAAGCAUUGGCUCCAGGUUACGAAUUCUGCAAACUCAUGUGGCAUUUCUAAAGUCAUCAGAGGAGGUAGAGGAGCAGUCUCAGAGCCUAAGGGAAUUUUACCAAACUGAAAUGUCUUGGAAGGAAGAGGAUGAUGCUAAAGCCAAGUAUUGGUGUGACUCAGCCGAGAAACAGUGGCAGCUAUUUUUAAAGAAGACUUUUUUCACCCAGGACCUAGGGCUUGAGUUCCUUAAUCUAAUAUACAUGGCACAAGAGAAUGAGAUACUAAAUGUGAAAAAUGAAGUGCACAUUAUGGGGAACACUAUGGAGAACCAGAAGGUAGAAAAGGAAGAACUUUCCUGCCUUCGGGUGGCAUGGCAAGUUAAAACGAUUGAAAACAAGCCUGUGAAACAGCAGUGGGGAGCGUUCAAAGAGCAACUCAAAAAGACAACUCACAACUUAAAACUUCUUCAGGAAGCACUUAUGCCUGUGUCUGCACUUGACCUUGGAGGAAGCCUCCGGACCAUUUUAGAUCUACGGAGAAAAUGGAAUGAAAUGAAGCCCCAGUUCCAGCAACUGAAUGAUGAGGUUCAGUACAUUAUAAAAGUGUCAGAAGAGUUAAGUGGUAAAGGAGCCCCUGUGAAAGAGAAGUCUCAACAACUGAGGGACCUUGUUCACCUCCAUCAAAAACAGAGAGAGAGAAUCCAAGAUUAUGAGGAUAUCCUGUACAAAGUAGUCCAGUUUCACCAAGUAAAGGAAGAGCUGGGACAGCUCAUCAAAUCAAGAGAAGUAGAGUUUCUAGAGCAGCCAAAGGAACUGAGUGAUGCUCAUGAUGCCCAGGUUCAUCUCAGUCGGUCGCAGAAAAAGCAGGCACACAUAGACCAUCUCCAUAAGCUGGCCCUUUCUUUGGGAGUGGGCAUCAUCUCAUCAAUGCAGCAGCCUAACUGCUCUAAUGUUUCUGCAAAGAAGCUACAGCAGCAGCUGGAGAUCCUGGAGGGGGACAGUGUGAACUGCCGUGCCAAAGCCCAGGAGUAUGAGCGAGCCCUGUCUGGAAGCUUACAGUACUGCACCACAAGAGAGGAGAUAAAAGAGCUCAAAGAGUCAUUCAAAGAUAUCAAAAAGAAAUUCAACAAUUCAAAGUUUAAUUACAGUAAGAAAAAUGAAAAAGCACGAAAUCUGAAGGUUCUUAAAUAUCAAAUUGAACAAGUUGAUACGUAUGCUGAAAAAAUGCAGGCUUUGAAAAAGAAAAUGGAAAAAGUUGAGAACAAAAUUUCUGAUUCUUUUUUAAAUUAUGCAAGUUAUAAAGUUAAUAUCCUUUUGGAGGCCUUGAAGGAUUUGCAGAAACGUGUGGAUGCAUUUGACAAAGUUGUGACAGAUUACAGGAAGAACUUGGACUUGAUGGAGCAUCUCCAAGAGAUGAUAGAAGAGUGUUACUUUUGGUAUGAAGAUGCAAGUGCCACAGUUGUAAGAGUUGGAAAAUACUCCACAGAGUGCAAGACAAAAGAAGCUGUGGAAAUUCUCCAUCAGCAGUUUAAUAAGUUUAUCAUGCCCUCAGUGCCUCAGCAAGAAGAAAGGAUUCAGGAAAUCACUGACCUUGCUCGGCGCUUAUAUGGUUUAGAAGAAGGGAAGAAAUACGCUGAGAAACUAGUAGCAAAACACAAAGAGGUUCUUGAAUCUGUUACUGAAUUAUGUGGGUCUCUCACAGAGCUUGGAGAAAAACUGGAGCAGGGAGACGUUUUAAAGAUACAUCCGAAUAUGGAAGACUUCCAUGAUUAUUGUAUUGACCUAUUAAAAGAACCAGCAAGAAAUAAACAGGCAAUAUUCACGGAAGAAAGCAAUAAGGGCCAGGCGCAAGUGGCAGAUACUUUGGCCAUCAGUGGAGCAGGGGAGGAUCAGCCUCCGCAGGACCUGAAGCAGCAGGCCUCUGCCAAAGAGGGCAGCAUCCACGGUCUGCUCCUGCCUGAAGAGAGGCUUUCAGGCGAGGAAUAUGAGUGUGUCUCACCUGAUGACAUCUCCUUGCCUCCACUCCCAGGAAGCCCCGAAUCCCUCCUGGUACCAUCUGACAUGGAGAUGGAGGAGCCUCCUAGCUCCACCUCCCUUAGCCUUUACUUAAGCAGCUCCAGGAUGCAGACUGAGACCAACAGUCCAGGGGAGGCUCAGGAACCUGUUCUGCCACCACCUGUGGCUUUUGCUGAUGCAUGCCGUGAUAAGAGAGAAACAUUUUCAAGUCAUUUUCAGAGGCCUUAUCCCCACCUCAAAGCUGAGGCCCUCUUAACCUCCCGGGGAUUUCUGGAAAACAACACUGUCUUCCGCAGAGUCAGUGCUAAACCUCCAGAGAGCAUGCCGAGUGAAGUGCAUGAGAGAGCUUUACAACAGCACCCUCAGGCUCAGGGAAGUUUGCUAGGAACACGGGAGAAAAUGCAUGCUGGUAAUAACGUCACUAAAACCCAAGACAGGCUGCAUGCUUCCCCUGAUGCCUCCUCGGGCCUCUGGUUUCAAUCAGACACCAGCCACGGCUAUCAGAGGCCAGUGGUUCCCCGAGAAGAGAUUAAAAAUACAUCAGCAAAGAACAGUGUGGUCAGCCUAGCUGGCCAGGCACCUAAUUUCUCCAGGCUCCUGUCUAAUGUCACUGUCAUGGAAGGUUCUCCAGUAACUUUGGAAGUUGAAGUAACAGGAUUUCCAGAGCCUACACUGACAUGGUACAAGAAGGGCCAGGAAUUGUCUGCAGAUGGGCACUUACAGGUUUUACACAAGGAGACAAGGCAUUCGGUGUUCAUUCCGAAGGCGUGCAAGGCAGACACAGGCCUCUAUGUGGCUCAGGCCCAAAACUCUAGUGGCUCUCUCUCGUCCAGCGUCUUCCUCCAUGUGACAGGUAACCACAGGCCACCAAUAACAAGAAUAAACUGGAUAACGCUGUGUGUCAUCUAUGUUGGUGUGUCCUUAAUGUACUGGCUACUCAUACAGUAAUUGGUGUUGGCACUGAUAUACAUCAUUCUCAUGAAUCGAGGGACAAUACAGUUGUCUAUUUCCCUGAACCUCCCACAGAGCAUCCUCUGUCAAGUGUGCCUCCGCUCUGUCCAUAUUGCUGAUAUGGCUAAUAUCACUGCUUGGUAAAAUAAUAGAGUUUUCUUUAGUGAUUGAAUGUAUUCAAGGAGCUUGGUAAAUUAUUUUCCGUGGAUAAGGAUAUAUUUUUGUACUCUACAUAGAGAUGUGUUCAGUAUAAUACACAGUAAAAUUAAAAAAAUUAGGCCGUGUUUAUUCCUUCCUAAAGAGAAUUUAAAGACAUAUAGAUCAAGUCUCACAUCAUCAUAUAGAUGUGAGUUAAGUUUCAAAUCUAAUGGUUUGAUAAUUAAUUUUUAAUUAUACUCACAAACAUCUCUGUAGGGAAUAACAAUAGAAAUAUUUAACUGAAGUUGUAAUUGUAAUUAUUGCAUUAGCUAUCAUUUAAUUUUUCUGUUCAUAUCUUGAUCUCAUUUACUGAAAUUCAUUUUAUAUAGUUUCAACGUAGACUAUAUUCCUGAGUCUGAAGAUGUUACUAUAAAUAAUCAUUUCUCAUGUUGAUCUCACGGGUUUGACAUUGGAGAAUAGAUGUGCUGUCAACUUUAAAUGGAGUUUCAAACUUCCAUCGGCUCUGUAUGUCGCAGAGCAAGGUGGAACACAGGCUAAGCUAAUGGACCAACUUUACUCCUGUCGUUCAUUUUAGGUGGCCAUAUAUAUGACUACAACAAGGUCCUGUUUCUAAUCUCGAUUCUGCUGCUGACCAUUUUUGCAGGCUGUGGUAAGGCAUGUCAGUGCCUUAGUUUCCCAUCUGCAAAUGGGCUAAUCAUCUACCCCUCAGGCAAUUGAGUUUUCUUUGGGUGUCUUGUCAAAAUCUGGAAAAUGGAAAGCACUCUAUGAAGACUAAGGGUAAUUAUAUUGUUUUGUGUAAUUCAUCAUCACACCUGCUUCCUGCUUAUUAUUUCUCUCUCAGGUGCUGUUUCUUAAGAAUAUUAAAGGAGUGGUGUUAAUAUGUGAUUUCUAACUAUUUCCAUGGGGAAGGGGAGAUGAUGUCUUCUUAACUGGAGAUUAAAUUCCUUUCUAAUUUCUUAAGCCUAAAUACUUUUCAAAGAUUUGAAAUGAAACUCAGAAGGAUACACUUAGAAUGUCCUAGGAGAAGAAGUAUGUAAUAAGAUGAUUUAAGAUGAAUUCUACCCUUUUCUCAUCAUUAUCGUUGUAAUGAUGAAGAGCAUUGUAUGCCUUUUUGAAAUUUAUUAUUCAGAAAAGAGGAUCAUCUUUUUGAUUCCUUUUAAAAAUAAGCAUGAGUAAGAGAGGCAUUUGUUUUUCAAAUUUUAUACAUAGUCUUGUCAUGCUAGGGCAAAAUCUUCAGUUGAAAGAAUAAUUCAUUACAGAUUUUUGAUGAAGGGAAGGAAUUAAUUAUGUUUCUGGAAGACUGUCUACAAAUAACCAAAAUAUUUAAAUGUAAUAUAUUCAAGUUGAUAUUAAAAAGUUACUGAAUGUUAUCUGAAGAUCUGAAAUGUGAAGUCAAGUAAAAAGUUGGCAUAUUUUUCUUGUGCUGCAUAUUCAAUUUUAUUAAUUUUUUCUCUUAAUUUUAUUCUAAAUUUUAACAGAAAUUUAUUAAAAAUUUAUAUAUCCUAGAGAACUUAGAGUCUCUUAACUCUCCUACCCUUUUUGUCCAGUUACAAAUAUUUUGCAUAUCUUGCCUAACUGCUAUCGCCCAUGUUGAAGCUAAAAAGUAAAACCCAUUCAUGUCCAAAGGGGGCAGGCAUGACCAGGUAACAAAUUGUCUCUUGUCCCACUGUCCAUCCUUAGCUUGUUAAUUUGACGCAUCUCCCUCCUCAUUUUGUCAGCUUGGUUGAAUUAGUGGUUUGACGUUAUCAGGGUAUUGCUGGUUUGCUUUAUAUAUUAUACUCCAGUUUCGGGGGACAGGGUAGAAUAUACAGUAAAACUUGGGAUAGCCAGAAGCAAUGUAAGGUGGAAACCUGUCAGAGAAGGAAAACUUAAAUAUUUUCCACUAAUAAAGAGGAUAGAAGAGUGGUAAGACACACCCUGUCAAAGGCAAAAUCUUACCAGUCCCAGAGAAAUAAGGCAGUCCCAUCCAGUUCUGGCUCUAACAGGAUUCACUGGACAUACGUACAUGAUUCAUGACAAAUAAGGCAUGUAAAGUCCCCAGAAAAAGACAAGGCUGGUAUAUUUUCAGAAAGACUGAUUCGUGGAGUGUUGUAAUUAAGGACUGGAGAGAUAGAAGGCUAGAAAUUUUUGUGAGGGUAGAUGGGUACUUAGGAAUCCGUUAACUGGUAAAGAAGCCUGGGUACCAUCCAGAAAUUAAAAAAGGGUCAAGUACUUUAGUACUUAGGGUAACUAAAACUGGCAAAGGAAUUAAGCAAUAUACCCAAAUUGAUGGAAGCCAAAGAGGAUGAUAAGAGUCUCCAAGGAAUUGACCAAGGUGGACAUUGUAUAUUCCUUAUGGGGUCCAUAUAGACCAGGCAUUCCAUCCUGUCUGUUCCUUCACUAGGUGAUCAGAGUGCACAAAGACCUUCAUCCACAACUAAAGUUGAAGCCAAUGUUUUUUGUUCAACAAAAAUGGUUUAAGAUAGUUAGAGAAGUUUUCUUUCUUGAAGAAUUUAUUAUGUCUUAUUCAAUCUUUUUAUCAUUUUCAAAAAGAAAAUGAAGUGAAAAGAUUUUAAAAUAUUCAAAUAUAAGAUAUGUAUGUAUAUACAUAUAUAUACAUAAUGAGACUGCUUUCUGAAUUCUUUAUCAGCACAGUACUUCUUCCCAAUAUGUGAGUCUAUGUAUGAGUGUAUACAUAUAUGUAUUACUUGUAUUUGAUAUAUAUAUUAAAUAUAUAUAGUUGAUAUAUAACAAAUAUAAGAUAUAUAUGUAUGUGUAUAUUCACAUACAGAUAUAUAUUGGCAAAUAUAAAAGACACCUAUUUAAGAAGCCCUGGUGGUACAGUGGUUAACUGCCCUGCUAACUGCCAAGAGGUCAGCAGUUCGAACCCACCAGCUACUCCAUGGGAGAACUAUGUGGCAGCCUGCUCCCGUAAAGGUUACAGCCUUGGAAAUCCUAUGGGCAAUUCUGUGUCCUAUAGGGUCUCUAUCAGUUGGAAUUGACUAGAGAGCAACGGGUUAUAGACAUUGACAUGUAUAUCGAAUAUAAGAUAUGUAUAUACACAAAUAUGUACAUACACCACACACACGCAUGCAUACAUAUGUAGAGCUCAAAUACUGGAAAAAAAUAUUAUGCACAUAUUUAAGAUAUAGUUCAGAAAGUUGUCUGUGUAUCUAUUUAUCCCUAUUUAUUCAGACUGUUGAUUGACUGGAACCCCUGGUGGCGUAGUGCUGAAAGGUCGGCAGUUUGAAUCCACCAGGCACUCCUCGUAAACCCUAUGGGGCAGUUCUACUCUGCCCUUUAGGGUCACUCUGAGUCUGAAUCGACUCGACAGCAACGGGUUUUGGUAUUGAUUGACCAUCUAGUAAUUCCCACAGCAGUAAAGAAUACUUAAUCAGCUACUUAGAUAUUCUUCUGGUUAUAUUUUUAAUUUCAAAGACUUAAGAGUGAUUUUCCUUUUUUGCUGGGAUUUCUGUCUUGAUCAAAGACUUCUUAUGAAAACUGAGGUUAUUGGUUAAAAAUACAAGACGUAGAAAAUUCAAAUAAUAUUUCUGCUUUAAGGUAUCCAUAUGAUUCAUACCCAUUUACUUCUAGAUGAAAUUAUUGACAGCUUGUAACAUCAAAACACUUUUUCACAAGAAAAUGAAAAUAAAAAGAAAGAUUAAAACUUAUUCAAAUAUGAGUUAUCGAUAUAUAUACACUUGACACCUUGAAGUAACACAAAUGUGUUUUUGAGUUUUAUUGUAGUCAGGGCAAAAUCAUUGGGUUUCCCAAUUCUAAUUGUUCAAUAAAAGAAUGUGUAGAUAUCCAGUGACACAGUUUUGGCCACCCUCAAUUCCAGGAGAAAUUUACUAUAAGAAUCUUUACAUUUGAAUAGCUGAAUAUUUUAUAGUAACUAAAAUAUUUGGGAAAAAAUAGCUAUUUUAUUUAAUAAUGUUAACCAUCAUUUGAAAUUGUCAA